Messenger RNA from Gekko japonicus, 1324 nucleotides. RefSeq names its product NSE4 homolog A, SMC5-SMC6 complex component (gene NSMCE4A). The record is from RefSeq and is a predicted model, not a curated record. The transcript is spliced from 11 exons. The coding region runs from base 69 to 1001 and encodes 310 amino acids. NCBI's taxonomy places the organism in Eukaryota, Metazoa, Chordata, Lepidosauria, Squamata, Gekkonidae. Gene Ontology annotation, cellular component: nucleus; Smc5-Smc6 complex. Gene Ontology annotation, biological process: DNA repair.
GCCCCUGCCUGUGUGGUUCGCCGGCGCGGGAAGGAAGAGAAGCUUAGGAGAAGUUUCAUAGCGGGACUAUGGACGAGGCCAGCGGAGACGAGACCACCCGGCGGCUGCUCCGGCAGCAGUACCGGGAGCUGAUCGCGGAUGUUCAGCAGAAUCGUGAGAUGAUGCUGAGUACCAGAAAUGAUAAACUGACUGAAAGUCUAGAAGAAGCCAACAAACUGUUCGUUGCAGUGUCCCGGGCCAGGGAGGCUGCUCUGGAUGCGCAAUUCCUAGUUUUGGCAUCAACUCUGGGAAAGGAAAAAGCAAGCCAGUUGCAAUCAGACAUGACUGUAUUUGAUCCAUCUGCUUUUGCUGAAGAUCUAUUAUCAUUUAUGGGUUUAAAUCGUCUAGAUGGAGGUGAAAGUGAUAGUGACAAUGAGCAGCUUGCCAGUGGAUAUUUGCCUAGCAAUGCUUGGCAUACACUUGGUGAAGAAGCAAAAAAGUACUUUAGAAGAGCACCUACUUUCCACUUCAUGUUGGGAGCUUUCACUGCUGAUCCUCCUGUUCAAAGGCCACGGAUUGAGAGGCAACAGAAGAAAGCAGGGCCAGAUGAAAGAAGGGCAAUGCCUAAACAGCUGGAAAAGAUGGAAGAAUCUCACCAGGAAGCCACAGAAAAAGAAGUAGAGAGGAUCUUAGGAUACUUACAAUCCUUUUUCAGACAAGACCCUGGUGUCCCAAUAUCCUUCCUUGAGUUUGUGACUGAUCCAGAUUCUUUUGCUCGUACUAUUGAAAACAUGUUUCAUGUAUCCUUCCUAAUAAGGGAUGGCCUUGCAACAAUCAAGCUUGAUGAUGACAGGCUUCCUAUAAUAGAACCUUUAUACCCAGAGGAAGGAGAAAACAAUCAGGAUACCCAGGCACGGAAGCAAGCAGUCAUGUCAAUGAGCUUUCAAGAAUGGCAGAAUAUUGUGCAGACUUUUGAAAUUUCACAACCCAUGAUUAUGCCAGCUACACCGGCAAAAAAGUGAGAUGGAACAAUUCUGAAAGGUAUUCCAUGUUCCAUUGAGAGGAUUAGUAUUAGGCACUUACCUAUUGAAUUUUCUACCCAUAGAAGUCAAUCCUUGUUCAAGAAGCACAGUACUUGCUCAAACAGGGAACAUGUUGGUGUUUUUUCCACCAGAUUUUUUAAAUGAGAUGUGAUGUUCUCUUUGGUAUGACAUAUUGAUAGUUCUCUGUUUGUGGCUUGAUUACUGCUUAUGUACUAUAACAAUUUGUUAGAAAUUAAAGUUAUAUUUAUAUUAUUGUAUAUGAGUCUUAUAUUUAUGGUGUUUCCUCCCAUUAUAUAUCUUCU